Molecule: messenger RNA, 312 nt
Organism: Oppiella nova
Lineage: Eukaryota; Metazoa; Arthropoda; Arachnida; Sarcoptiformes; Oppiidae
Source: the annotation of a GenBank genome assembly
AUGCCGGUGCCGUUACUAUCGAUAUACUCGGCCACUAAGGCUUAUAUCGAUUCCAUCUCCAGAGCUCUUCAUGAAGAAUAUAAAGACAAAGGGAUUGUCAUUCAAAACAGUUUGUCCACAUAUUGGUUGCCUAAUAAGGAGCAGUCGGUGCGAAAUGCACUUUUGGCUAUCGGAUCACAGUCUAGAGCUUGUGAUCCAUUGGUGGUUGCGUUGAAAACUUAUUCAUCAAUGAAGAAGAAUAAUUGUUAUCUAAAGAGACAUAUACUGUAUGAGGAGUUGAGGGACAGGAUAUAUACACCCAUAAACUCAUAG